Photinus pyralis (common eastern firefly) is the source of this 2995-nucleotide messenger RNA. Its product is annotated as RNA-binding protein spenito-like. The record is from RefSeq and is a predicted model, not a curated record. The transcript has a single exon. The annotation marks the transcript as partial. Gene Ontology annotation, biological process: regulation of alternative mRNA splicing, via spliceosome. NCBI's taxonomy places the organism in Eukaryota, Metazoa, Arthropoda, Insecta, Coleoptera, Lampyridae. Gene Ontology annotation, cellular component: nucleus. Gene Ontology annotation, molecular function: mRNA binding.
GUCGAAGACAUCGACAUCAAAAGGCCGCCGCCGGGAACCGGCAACGCGUUUGCGUUUGUACGAUUUCAAACCUUGGACAUGGCGCAUCGCGCUAAAGUCGAGCUUUCUGGGCAGUACAUCGGAAAAUUCCAAUGUAAAAUCGGAUACGGAAAAGUCACGCCCACCACUCGCAUUUGGGUCGGCGGUUUGGGGCCGUGGACUUCGGUUCCGCAGUUGGAGCGCGAAUUUGACAGGUUCGGUGCGAUUAAAAAGAUCGAUUACACGAAGGGGGAUACUCAGGCUUAUAUUUUGUACGACAGCAUCGACGCCGCGACCGCGGCGGUAAAGGAAAUGCGAGGGUUCCCGCUGGGUGGCCCGGAACGGCGUUUACGCACGGAUUUUUCGGAUGUCAAUCCGCCGUUACCGUACCAUCGGCCGAAGCAAGUGUAUCCGCCGCAUGAUGAAGUGGUGGAGUACAGACGGGGUGUCGAAUAUGAGUACGACGUGUACGAGGGCGAAGCCGGCUAUCCCAGAGGAUAUAGAGGUAGGCCGGUUUACGCCGAGCGAAGGGGCGGCAGUCGAGGGCCCUAUAGGUACCCGGAAGACGAGUGGAAUAGACCGGUUGGUGAUCCCGAAUACGAGAGGCGGCGGUCUGGAUCGCGAGGUGCCGACAGAUCACGGUCACGUUCUCCCCGCCGGUCGCCCGACUCCGAUUCGGACAGCGGCUCGCGUAGAGCCGGUUUACUCGCUUCAAGUCGUACACUGCCCGAAGUGGCACGAAAAUGUUCGACGAUUUGGCAAGGGGCUUUAAUACUCAAGAAUUCGCUUUUCCCCGCCAAGUUCCAUUUAAUAGAUGGCGAUACGGAUAUCGUCGACGGCUUAAUGAAGGACGAAGAUGGCAAGCAUCAAUUGCGAAUUACGCAACGACUGAGAUUAGAUCAACCGAAAUUGGAGGACGUGCAAAAACGGAUUUCUAGUGCUUCGUCUCACGCGAUAUUUUUAGGUUUGGCCGGAUCGACGGCUUCGGUCACUAACGACGACAGUAGUGUUCAAACCAGACCACUCAGAAAUCUGGUCUCGUAUUUAAAACAGAAGGAAGCCGCAGGUGUAAUAUCACUGCUUAACAAAGAAACCGAAGCAACGGGAGUAUUAUAUUCUUUCCCUCCUUGUCCCUUCUCCACGGAACUAAUAAAACGUUCCUGUCCCAACUUACCCGACGAAGCUAUGAAGGAAGACCACUUGAUUAUAGUUGUGGUACGUGGUGGCACUGCCUAAACCUAUCUUUUCCUUUUAUUUUUCUUUAGCCACACGUAUGGUAUACACAGUAGGCGAUUUUUAGAUUAUUUUUGAUUUCCAAUUUUAUUUUUUUAUCUUUUUUUAAGUAGAGAGACAAGCUAUUAACUCGAUAGUAGGUCAUCUUAUCAUAGUCUUAACGUACCUAGUAAGUAAAAUCUAACAUUUUUUGAGUUAUUUCAGGAGAUUGGUGAGCAACGCUAAGUCACUUUAUUCAUGAAUUUGUGAUCAUGUUUAUAUUUGAAGAAUCUUGUGCAGUUCUUGACUCAAACUUGUACCUACUGGUUUAUUGUUAGUGAGCAGUGUAGUGCUGCAGUUCUUUCCCAUUUUUUUUUUGUUUUUCCUGUUCGGUGAUGUGAAAUUGGGUUCUCAACUUUUAUUGCCUGAAAUUGCGUGUGACGCUUUCUAAGAAUAUGUGAAAGAACUGUACUUACAUUUGUUUUAUAAACAAAAAGGUGUAAGAGUAGUGUUUUAUCGAAUGUGACCAGGAAAAUUUGAACAUUUCAGUGAAUUAUUCACAGUUCUCAUUUUGUUAAUGAACUAGCCUCUCUGCUCGUGUUUAUUUAUAGUGCUUGUGAAACUAUAUAAAUUCAUCAUUAUGUAUUUCUCAUUAAUAAAAACUGUGCUGGUGUUGUGCUUCCAAUUUUUUUUUCUGAUUGAAAGCAGUGAUGCUUGGUAAGUUUUGUGAAAACUUGUUUAAAAAACUCAUUUUUUUUCAGUAAAUUCCAGAUAUGGUUCUGGGAAUACAUCGUAAACAUGUCAAAGAUCUUCAAAAUUUAAUUGUACAACAUUGUAUUUUCCUGGGUAUGAUUUCUGUGAUAUUUUCUCUCAUUGAAUGUGCUUAAUUUAUGUAGGCAUAUUACCAAAUCAUUUGGUACUGUCACUAAGAACUGUUGAUCAAUUUACAUGUGACAGUAAAAUGUUACAAUUUGUGUUUGUGACAAAUUACAUUUAGUAAUUAAGCACUUUUGUUAUGAAUUGUGUAAUGAUUAUUAAAUCCUCCAGGUUUUUCUAUAAAUUUUGUAAAGAAAUUAAAAGUAAUUAUUCAUUAGCCAAGCCUGGGAGAAUUGACAAGUAGAAAAAUUCUCCAAACUCGUAAUUAGCGAAUUUGCAUUUAACAAACGGGAAAAUCUGGAAGUUGUCAUGGAAUUUUAUGAGAAAUGCACCAUUGCCGUUUAUCUGGGCAUACCUAAACGUCCAAAAAAACCCGAAUUACCGGUUCUAUUUAUGCAAUUGUUUUGCUUGUAAAACUGGCCUACUUGAACAGUGUAUGGGUUCAUUGCGUAAGUUGUUUUAGUUUCAGGGAAAUGACAUUUGUUUUGAUUCAGUUAUAAAUUAGCCCAGUACUUUUAGGAUAAAAAGUGUAUAGUAAGAGCUGAAAAUUUGAAGAUCAACUGUUUAAAAGUAACAAACCCUGAAAAGUCUCAACUUCUCAUUUAAGCUUCCAUCCAAAAUGGUGGAUCAAAGACCUAACCAUUAUUAGCCUUGUUUGAUGUUUUUAACUAUUGUUUACAUGAAAGUUAAUAUUUGCUUCUUAAAAUCGUCUUUUCUACAUAAAUUCAAUGCUUAUGUAUAAUUAAAUUACUUAGUCCAAUGAAACAGUUGCCGAACUUUUGUCAAAUUGCGGUACAUAUUCUUAAUUGGCUUUAGACUCUGAAUCUAUCAACACCUAAGAGAUGCUAUUCAUGAACUUAUAGUAGGUACCCAUAAUGGAAGCAAGUUU